Molecule: messenger RNA, 312 nt
Organism: Talaromyces marneffei
Lineage: Eukaryota; Fungi; Ascomycota; Eurotiomycetes; Eurotiales; Trichocomaceae
Exons: 1
Coding region: 1-312 (103 amino acids)
Source: RefSeq, a predicted model, not a curated record
AUGACAACCGCCAAACCAGCAGUAUCCGCCUCCUAUUCCUCCCCCCAACCACCGCACACCUCCUUCACAUUCCGCCACGAAAUCGCGGCACCUUUCCCCUCCGAGAAAUCAGACUCGGUCGCCGCGAAAAAGGCAUACUUGUCCGAACUACGUGGUCUCGUUACUCUGGUGCAGGCAGAAGUAAAUGUCUUCCUAACCGAGAGAAUGGAAGAAGAUAAGAAAAGUGCUGGAGGAGCGACAGGCAAGGAUGCAGAGCAGGAAGCGAAGGACGAGGAGAAUUACGGGGAGGAGAAUGUUGAGGACGAUACUUAA